GGCAGUUGUCAUUCCGUCUCCUCCUCCGCCGUACUUGUAUUUUCGCAACUCUCUCGCAAAUCUCGCGGUGCGCUGCGGGUGUGCACUGCAGUAUAGUAUAUUUGUGAGAAUUCGUGCUAACCAGAUGUGCAAUAAAUGUGCUAAAAUUGUGUAAAAUUCAAGCCAUGCAGCUAGUUAAACAAUUGUAAAAAAAGCCAGCCAAAAUAUAAAAACACGUUCUCAAACACAACAGCAUUAAAUCAGCAGCAGAAGCAGCAAUAACAACAACAAAUAAUACAACAACGUAGAGUGAACGGCCGCAGAGUCAACAACAGCUGCUUACGGUUUGACAGCCACUGGGCGUCGGCGAUCCCCCGCGACGCUCUUCCUCUUCUCUUUCCACGGGAUUCCAUGCAUGAGGCCCUUCUCGCCAUCUCUUUCGCACUGAAAGCGCCGUUCUACGGAGUUCACCGGUGGCGGUGGCCCACAAACGACAACUGCCGGUCCAUCCGCUGGUAAUGUGGCAAAUGCCACCACAGCCCUAGCCGGUGGUAAAAGCUCAAGCAAUAACAUGUAUUCCACCCGCCAAUCUGUAAGCACCACAACCGGUGUACUUAUGGUCGGACCAAAUUUUCGUGUCGGUAAAAAAAUUGGCUGUGGUAAUUUUGGCGAAUUGCGUUUAGGCAAAAAUCUUUACAACAAUGAACAUGUAGCAAUAAAAAUGGAGCCUAUGAAGUCAAAGGCUCCGCAACUACACUUAGAGUAUAGGUUUUAUAAACUAUUAGGAUCACAUGCCGAUAACGCCCCAGAUGGCAUACCACGCAUUUAUCAUUUGGGCACUUGCGGUGGCCGUUAUAAUGCCAUGGUUUUAGAGUUAUUGGGAUUAUCAUUAGAAGAUCUCUUCAAUAUUUGCGCCCGUAAAUUUUCACUUAAGACUGUAUUGAUGAUAGCGAAACAACUUCUCCACCGGAUCGAAUAUGUUCAUAGUCGGCACUUAAUAUAUAGGGAUGUGAAACCAGAGAACUUUCUCAUCGGCAGAACGUCAACAAAACGUGAAAAAAUUAUACAUAUAAUUGAUUUCGGUUUGGCCAAAGAAUACAUUGAUUUAGAUACAAAUAGGCAUAUACCAUAUCGGGAGCAUAAGUCCCUAACUGGAACGGCACGUUAUAUGUCAAUCAACACGCAUAUGGGACGUGAGCAAUCGCGACGCGACGAUCUGGAGGCAUUGGGUCAUAUGUUUAUGUAUUUCUUAAGAGGUUCACUGCCGUGGCAAGGCCUGAAGGCUGAUACACUCAAGGAGAGAUAUCAAAAAAUCGGUGAUACGAAACGAGCAACGCCCAUCGAGGUGCUUUGCGAUGGACAUCCGGAAGAGUUUGCGACAUAUUUGCGUUAUGUACGGCGGUUAGAUUUUUUCGAAACUCCCGACUAUGAUUUUCUGCGAAGACUGUUUCAAGACUUAUUCGAUCGUAAGGGAUACACCGACGAGGGCGAGUUCGACUGGACAGGGAAGACAAUGACCAAGGAACAGCUGGACCAAAUGAAGGUCAUAAAGAAUGCACCACCAUCGCAUUUGGCAAAAAAUAAGUCUGACAAGUCAACGCCCGUCGGAUCUCUGCAAACUGGCCAUGAAGUCAUCAUUUCACCAAAUAAAGAUCGUCAUAAUGUUACGGCUAAGGAUGUUUCAUAUUUUGAUUUUGAUGACGAAGUUGAUAAUGAGAAUGAAGAAUAUAUAAUACUUCAGACAAAUGCCAAAGGAGGUGUUGCUGCGUGGCCUGAUGUGCCAAAGUCGGGGGCAACACUGGGCAAUCUAACGCCGGCCGAUCGGCAUGGUUCAGUGCAGGUUGUGAGUUCGACGAAUGGCGAACUAAAUCCGGACGAUCCCACGGCCGGACACUCAAACACGCCCAUCACACAGCAGCCGGAAGUCGAAGUGGUCGAUGAAACAAAUGGUUCCUUAUAUUCCAGAUGUUGUUGUUUCUUUAAACGAAAGAAGAAGAAAUCGACGCGCCAAAAAUGACUAGACGGUGUACAAUGUAGUCCAGAACGCGAGGCAGUCACCCUGCUGCGCGCCACUUCACAUUCAAACUCACGGGAUAGCGUAUUGAAUAAUCCGAGUCAGGAUUAUAUCCAGCAGGCAACGUCGCAGCACACGUUGCGUUAUCCUCCAUCCGCGUCGAUGUUGACGCCAACACCAACUACAAACACACCGACACUUCCGUUGUAAUUUAUAUAAAUAUAAAGCCAGAUGCAGAAUGCAAAAAGCAACAAAAAAAUAUAAUAUAUUAAAUCAAACAAAAAACAAAACCCCAACAACAACAACAACAACAAAACAAAAACAAAAGAACCCCCGUACACAUUAAAUACACUAAAAAACAGUAAAAACAAACAAAAUGAAACCAAUUUUGAUUAAUUAUUGUAAUGAUUGUAUUUUAUUAUUAUUUUUAUUAUUUACCAAUUUUGCGUUUAUUAUAUAAAUUAUUAUAAUUAUUAAUUAUAUUAUUAAUUAAUGCUAUUAUAAAUAAAAAAGAAAACAAAAUUCAAACGUAAUUCAAACCGACUAGAAAUGACACGGCAAUUCAAGCAAGAAUCCCUCACAACCUAGGCAGCUCCUCCCGUCGGUGUCUCUUGUGAAGGAAUUCGGAAAGAAAGAAUGAAAGAAAGCUCCCCAUUACCACUACCAAUACCACACACCCCUCAAAACCCUAUUGCUCUUAACUGACGGAAACUUAAACACACAAAAAACCACUUAAAGCAUAUUUAUAUAUUAUAAACAUAUAUUAAAAGAGACGAAAACAAAACUAGUGCAGCAUCAUUUAAUGAGAGAAGGAAGAAAACAUAUUUAUACGCAACCAACAAACUUGUAAAUUAUAAUGAAAGAAAAGAAAGCGAAAAUAAACAUCAUUUUUUAAACUAUUUAAAAUAAAUAUAUGUAUGUAUGCAGCUAUAUGAAACCAACUUAAACAUAAUACGUGCACCAUUGUCAGACAAAUAGCAAACCAUUUUGGCAUUCUGCAUACUUUGCAUUUCAUUGUGGGCGACAUUCAAGGACAUUCUACUUUGAUCAUUCAUCUUCGAUUAACUUUAAUGCAUAAUCACAAUGUGCAAUGUAGGAAUUAAAUAAAAAAUAGUGUAUGUCUUCUUGCAGGAAAAUUUACUAUGCUUCCAGAUCCAACAAAUGGGAAUUAAAAAUCUUCAAUAACAUACAGAAAAAUAUUCUAAAUAGCAAAAUUGUUUUGGUGUUAGACCCAAAGGUAAUACUUGUUUUCUUGACGCCCUGAAAAUGGUAUAUUGAUGUGAUUUACUUUCACUGUCUUACACGUUUUUGAAAAUUGUAUAAUUAAAAUUGUCAAUCUAUUGUUUUUGUUUUUCACAAUAGCCUCUGAAAAACAAAAUGUGUUGACUUUGCUGAUGAUAUUAUUUGGUAUUUGUCUGAUAAUGGCUGUACGUAUGCAGCUAUAUGAUGUAUCAGAUAUACAGUAAACGUGUAUGAAUCGUCACUCAGCGUAGGCAGCUUGGUUUAGAUCUGUUUUGAAUGCACUUUUCUAAUGCUAAUAUGUACAUAUAUACACACAAGUAUUUUGAUAUAUAUACACGUCUAUGUAUCGGAUAAAUCAAAAUGUAGAAAUCCCUUUUGGUAGUCGAAUUAAUUUGGAGCAUUUAUUUUUGAAUCGUUUCCUAGGUAAUUUUUCGUUUAUGAUGUGCGAAGUUAGCGGAAUAAAUUUGUUAGGGAACUCCCCACGUUUCCGCACAGAUCAAUCACUUGAUAGGUAAAUACUAAUGUACUGAGCCAUUUCUUUGAUAUUACGUGAUAUGAGUACUAAACUACUACUAAAAAGAGUUGCCUGCAGCUAUUCCCACUUCUCCCCUUCCCAAAACACACAUCUCCGACUCUGAACGAAUUUGAUUUCCUCUACACAACACCUCCAUGAAACGAGAAAAGUAAUGCUAAAAUCAAGAAAUCGUAUGUGGAAUAUAUAUAUUUUAAACAAAUUUUUUAUACUUAUUACAAAUAUACAUAUAACAAGGAGAACAAGAAUAGCAUUAACUAUACAAGAACAAUGCAAAUCUGUCGUGUUUUUUUGCAAUCUUUCUAGCAUAUAAAAAGUGCAAAAAAACAAAAAAAAAACCUUAAAAA
Molecule: messenger RNA, 4114 nt
Organism: Drosophila suzukii
Lineage: Eukaryota; Metazoa; Arthropoda; Insecta; Diptera; Drosophilidae
Source: RefSeq, a predicted model, not a curated record